This is a messenger RNA of Jatropha curcas, 1473 nucleotides long. Its product is annotated as G-box-binding factor 4. Gene Ontology annotation, biological process: positive regulation of DNA-templated transcription. Gene Ontology annotation, cellular component: nucleus. NCBI's taxonomy places the organism in Eukaryota, Viridiplantae, Streptophyta, Magnoliopsida, Malpighiales, Euphorbiaceae. The record is from RefSeq and is a predicted model, not a curated record. Gene Ontology annotation, molecular function: DNA-binding transcription factor activity.
UACGAAAAAUGGCAACAAAUUCCUAGGCGACAACUAUUGAUUACAUUUGUCCUUUCUUUUUUCUUUGUAGUUUGGUCUGAUCUUAUCCUCCGUGCCGAACUGCAGAACACAGGCCCCAGACGGAGACCGAGAAGGAGAAACCCAACAAUCAACAUAUACGGUGGGAGAGAUUCUAUGCGAACCUAGGAAUCCGCUAGAUUUAGCCUUUGGAUUUGGGCUAUGGCUUAGUCGAAGGUGAUGGCGACCACGUCAUCGACGAAUUCUGAUAUGCCACGUCAACCCUCCUUAUGUUCCUCCCUCUCCACCCUACUCGCCGAUCUCCAAAACCAAAACCAGGACCAAAACCAGUUCACUACUACCGAACAAAACCCUCUGGUUUCAACCGCCAUGGAUGAUCUCUUAAAAAAUAUUUAUUCCUAUCCAUGCGAUGACCACUCGCCUCUUCCUGGAUGCGCGUCCAAGUCCGUUGAUGAGGUGUGGAAGGAGAUCGUAUCCGGCAGCGAUCAAAAGAGGGAGGGAAAUGAGGGGAUAACUUUGGAGGAUUUUUUGACUAAGGCUGGUGCUGUUAGCGAGGAGGACGUUAAAGGGGUUGGAGUUCCGGCUCAGAUGGAGAUGUCUGUAGGACCUUAUAGUGUGGAUAUCAAUAAUCAUGGGAUGAUCAUGGCGGAAGGAGGAGGGAGAGGGAGACAGAAAAGAAGAGCUGUUGAGGAGCCUCCCAUGGAUAAGGCCACCCAACAGAAGCAGAAAAGAAUGAUAAAAAAUCGUGAAUCUGCUGCCAGGUCUAGGGAACGGAAACAGGCUCACACAAUUGAGCUGGAGUCUUUGGUCAGAGAACUUGAGGAGGAGAAUACCCGGCUAUUAAAGGAAGAGGUGGAGAAGAACAAGGAGAGAUAUAAAGGGCUUAUGAAGAACCUCAUUCCAGUUGUUGAGAAGCGAAGACCACCACGUGUUCUUCGUAGAGUAAAUUCUGUGCGGUGGUAGAUACAGAUCUGAGCUGUUGAUUAUCAAUAUGAUCAUUUCAUUGAUUGUCAUCAAGUUAUAGAAGUUAUAGAAGUUAUACGAGGAUUGAUUAGAGGAAUCAAGAAAAAAAAAAAAAAAAAAGAGAAAAAAAUGGAAGUGGAAACAUGUUCGGUGAUUAAUUUACUUGUGGUUAUCUUUUGAGUAAUUGAGGUUUCUGGUUUGAAGUGAGACUGAAGGGAGGUGAGUUCAAGUAAUCUUAUGCUGGAGAGGAAUGUUCUAAUUGACGUAGAUUUCUGGUUUUUUCCCCCUCAAACCAGGCAGAGAGGAAUUAGAAAAUUGGCAAGUAAAUUUUAUAAAAUGCCUAUGUAUCACUGUAAAGCUGAAAGAUUGAUGUAGUUGUGAAAAUCUUCCUCUUUCUCAUUUAUCAACCAAUUGAAUUCUUUUUGACAUGUUUAGCUUGAAAAGAAGAUAUUUUACUCCUGAAUUAAUUACAUGAAGUUUAAUAUUAUUUUA